Messenger RNA from Sardina pilchardus (European sardine), 3874 nucleotides. It is a transcript of the gene c2h1orf35, whose product is annotated as chromosome 2 C1orf35 homolog. Bases 281 to 1210 code for a protein of 309 amino acids. NCBI's taxonomy places the organism in Eukaryota, Metazoa, Chordata, Actinopteri, Clupeiformes, Clupeidae. The transcript is spliced from 8 exons. The record is from RefSeq and is a predicted model, not a curated record.
CUACAGUAUUUUGCUAAAGAAGACGAGCGCGUCGUCACAUACCAACAGCUCUAACAUAAGUGAAGUUUCUCCCUCUUUGAAAAUUAGUAUUUUGACACUUUCGGUUAAAUUAUUUUGAUCAUCCACUGUAACAUUGCCGCUCUAGUGGUGACCAGAGUGCAGAGAACUAAGAAACUACCCGGAUGAUAACGACAAGAAGGCCUUCAGUAGAUGUCAACUUCCACGUGCAAAAACAGUCUACCAGCUUUUAUACCUAGCUAAAACUAAGAUUAAAUAAGCCAUGUUUGGUUCUUCGAGAUCUGGCGGUGUCAGAGGUGGCCAAGACCAAUUCAACUGGGAUGAUGUUAAAACCGAUAAACACAGAGAGAACUACUUGGGGAAUUCUCUUAUGGCACCUGUUGGUCGAUGGCAGAAAGGAAAAGACCUGACCUGGUAUGCUAAAGAUAAAAAGAGUGGUGCCCCUCUAACCAAAGAACAGGAACUUGCUGCUGUAAGGGAGGCUGAGAGGGAGGCAAUGAUGGCAGCAUUGGGGCACAAGGUUGUGAAGAAACAACCAACUGGUCUUACUAAAGAGGACUUGGCAGAUGUGUGCAAAAGAGAGGGAGGAGAUGGAGAUGAGAAGGAUGUGGAUCGAGUGUCUGGACUUGGAAGCUCCAGUGUCGGGUCAAGAAAUAUGGUCUUCUCCCAACAAGAGAAAGAGGCAGCAAAACUAGGACUCUCUGUCUUCACGCAUCAAAAAUCUGAUGGACCGCAAGUAGCCUCUUCAAAAACGACUACAGACAGAACUCAGGAUCGAGACGAUUCAGAACAAAGGCAUGAGAGUCAAAAAAAGAGCAAAAAGGAGAAGAAGAAGAAAAAGGAAAAGAAGAAGAAAAAAGAGAAGAAGAAGCGCCACAGACGAGACUCAUCCUCCUCUUUCUCAGACUCAGACGAUGACUAUAAGAGGCGGAGAAAGGACCACCAUAGUCAUAAUCCAUCAUGGAGCAGUCAGAGUGGAGCCAGGCCCCAUGACAGCCAUUUAGGAAGGGGGGCAAAGGGCGAGCAGCCCCCCCGCUCCCCUCCCAGCCGGCGACGCCAGCGGCGGCAUGACUCCGAGUCCUCGUCUGACGGGGGGUCUUGCCACCCUCACCGCAGUGCCAAGCGCAGGUCCCCCCCAGCAUCCCAAGCACAAAGCCUUCGGCGGCGCCAUGACACGGACUCAGACGACUAAUGCCCCUGUCAACCUUACACACACACACACACACACACACACACCCACCCACCCUCCGUACUCCACUUGCCAAUGUAGAAAUGCAGAGAGACGGACUGCAACAAGAUGCUCUAACUCUCUUGCUCUCUUUCUCAGAGACGUACACCAAGUUGGGCACGUUGACUUUAGCAAGUGGAUUGGAGUCAACAAAAGUACACGGUCCAUCAAAAAGGUUUUCUUGUGCAUCAUUCCAAGAUCUACUACCUGUCAUGUCAACAUAUAGACAGUGUAGAAACCGCUUUGGUCAGGUGUGUAGUUAUCAGAUGUCACAGUGACCGAGCCCUGCCUCAUUUUGGCUGCUGAUGAGGUGAGAGGUCUUCACUGUGACAGUAAAGUUGUGCAAAAAAGGAUGAACGCCAGUAAAUGCAAGCCUCUGGGAAUUUUUUAAUUGUAAUGUUUUUAUGUAGGACUACCACAGGUUGAAUAAGAGGUACACAUACAUUGGUUUACGCUCUUUUUGAUGACCUCACAAAACAAUUGUUAUGCACCAAAAUUGUGGAUGUGUAUUAAAAUGAGAAGAUUGGAAAAGUAUGCGGCACCAGUUUAAGUUUGCUAUUCCAGUCUGCACUAGUCUGUGUGUGGACAGUUGAAUUGCUAUGGUUAACUUAGCACCCGUCCCAAAUGACAAGAACUGGCAUGAAGAGUAUACAUUAGUAUACUCUUCAUGUUCUUCAUAGUUACUUAUGUUCAUUAGUAACUAUUUUAUACUAACGCAGUUGUAGCAGUAGCCUUUCACACUGGAUUCUGUGAUGAUGACUAGGUCACCAUCUCCAUUGGCUCACAAAGCUCUACAGGCUCUGGACAGACUGCACAGUGGGGCACAAUGCAAAACAUGACCUAUGAACUCAAGUUCAAACCAGACAGUAUCAUAAAAUUCUAAAAAGUCUAAUGUGUCACCUGACUUUCAUGGAUUCUAAUGCAGGUUGAAGUGGGAAAAUCAUCUGUAAAGUAUUGCAAAGAGAUGCUAUCAUGGCAUCUGGGUGUAAAUGUGUUAAUUGGGCUACUCUACCUUGUACUGGCCCUCCCCUUAUUUAAUCAAUCUAGUGAGAGUUGUCCCUUUGUCCAGGCCAGAGUGCCGCUCCCUGGCUGGUGAGGCGGCACUGGAAUGCACUCCAAUGGUCAUAAUAGAGUGUAGUGUUUGCAUUUGCAUUGAGUCACUGUGAAAAGGGGCAUUCUGCUGGCUGGCACCUGGGGUUGCACUAAAAAAGAGCAAAGCACAGACAAAAGAGAGGGUGCAAAAAACCAGGCCGGUCCCUUUAUACAGCCUCAGCAGCACAGGAGCGCCACACACAAACCCAAGCUGAUGGAGCAGCGGGAGUGGGCGAGACAAAGGCACCCUGUAAGAGAGAGAGAAAGAGAAGGAGCGCACCCCUCCUUUUCCCACCAUCAUACUCUCCUGCCAUGCGUUACGGGCUUGGCUGCAUUAUCCAUGGCACCCUAAUCAGGCCAAAGGAACGUUGUCCUAGAUUGGUUUCCCUCCCUCUUGUCCUCCCAGCACACCCCUGGCGACUGUGGGCCGGCCCCGCUGACCACACAGGGCCCAGCCAUUUCCAUUUGUCACUUAUUAAAAAAGCCUCUGUGAGCAGGGAGGUGUCUGUCGCCGGAGGUUGUUUAGGAGCCGGCCGGUGGGCGACAAGGGUGUGUGUGUGUGUGUGUGUGUGAGUGAGGAUGGGAGCCAGCGGGAGGCGGAGGGCUCCAUGACACGACGCAGCGCAGCGGAGCUUACAUGAGGAGUCAUUCAGAAGAAAAGCCCCCAUGAGAACAAGGGGGAAGGCAGCCACAAUGGAGGUUGAGCCCAGCGAUGGCAGGGCACAGCCAGUGGGAGAAAACAUUAGCCUCAAAAAUAAUUUCUCUACAAAGCCCGAGUCCAGAUAAUUAGGUUCAGAGGAUGGCAGUCGUUUUCAGAUCCCCAGUGUGACGUCCCAACUAUUUCCCAUAGAAUUGAUGGGGUUAUGUGACCAUAUGAAAUGGGAGCAGAUGCUGUAUUUGGCUUAAUUCUAUUCCUAUGUAGCAACAAUCAGAAAUCAUACUUUAUAAUCUAUAAGAUCUUUAUUUUAUUAGAAAUAUGUGGGUCUGGAUUUUAGAUAUCUAUUUGAUUUAAGUAUGUGAUAAGCAAAUAGGCUAAUACAUCAGGCCUUUGUAAAAGACAGUACCACUGCAAGCUGUUCCACAUUGCCUUUAUUGCAAGUGAGAUCAUUGUAGAGCUAAUUGGGCAACCACACACACACACACACAUUGAAUGUUGCUGGCCUGAGGAUUUUCAUCACCCCUUUCCCUCAAAUGAGGUCAAAAAGGUCCAUUAAAUAUUUCCAGUAAACUUAAGCUUUUUCAAAUGAUCUUUGGAUUGUUUUCAACCAAGAUGGGGGGGGGCAUGCUGAAAUGGGUCUGUAAUACCACUGAAAUUGUCCUCUGACUAAUGACACCUUGUGCACUUCAAGUGAACUGACUGUUCUUUUGCCACCAUUAGCAUUGCCAUACAGUCAAAUAUACUACAGCAAUAUUUAGAGAUCAUGUCAGGUUAAUCUUAGUCAAAGGUAGCUGUUUAUAUAUUUUUAAAUAUCGUAGGCUACCACAUAAUCAGACACAGCUAAAAAUCACACUUGCUCCAUACCAUUUGUGUUAAAC